AUGAAACCAUCAACCUUUUCAAUUUUUGCAGGACUUGUCAGCAUCACGACAGCUGCCAACGGAGCUCGAAAUGAUCCAGAGGGUGUCUGGGCUGAGGCGCAACUGAGCUAUGAAAAGUUUGCUGAAGAGUUCCUCGCCAACGCCACUACUUCAAAUGGUUCUUGCAACAAAAGGACUGUUCGGACGCGCCAGCGGUGGGACGACUUGUCAACAGCUGAACGGCUCGAGUACAUACGUGCGGUAAAAUGCUUGUUCUCGCUCCCGUCUACGACUGAUCCGCUUGCUGCGCCUGGCGCGAAGAGUCGGGUGGACGACUUCGUCUACAGUCACAUCAACCAGACAAACUUCAUCCACGGUUCCGGAAUCUUCCUCCCCUGGCACAGACAGUUCAUGUGGAAUUAUGAGAGUGCGCUCUAUGAUGAGUGCGGCUUCAAGGGAACUGGUCUGCCUUACUGGGACUGGUUCCUCCACACAGACGACCAGGCUGGUUCGCCAGUCUUUGACUCGGGACCAGCAGGAUUUGGCGGAAACGGCCUCUACAUCCCACACGAAGCAAGCAACGACACUCUCGUCGAUGUCCCCGGACCCAUCUGGGUGGACCGAGCUGCUGGCACUGGUGGUGGCUGUGUCGUCGAUGGCGCCUUUGCCGAUCUCACCCUCAACCUUGGCCCAGUCGUUCCGGCAGAUACCCCAGCGGAUGAUCCGUAUGGUCUCAAAAGCAAUCCACGAUGUCUCAAGCGCGACUUCCUUCAACCUCAAAGCUCGGCUCACCUGACGUAUCAACAAGCGGCCGAUCUGCUUGAGACGACUACAUACGACGAGUUUCGUGCCGCCAUUGAUCAAGAGGAGAUGCAUCCAGCAUCGCAUAAAUUUCUCGGCGCCGACGGCUAUGAUUGGUAUUCUUCACCCAAUGACCCUGUUUUCUUCCUCCUACAUAGCCAAGUUGAUCGCAUCUGGUCCAUUUGGCAAGGGCAGGAUUACCAUACCCGCAAAAACCAGGUUGGAGGCACCGUGACCUUCCGCAAUAUCCCACCCUCUGCGGCUGCGACUCUUGAGACGGUGCUAUAUAUGCUCAGUACCGGGCCAGAUGUUUUGUUUGGAGAGACUGUCUCCCCAUUUGAGCAUUAUUGCUAUAGAUAUGUCUAA
This is a messenger RNA of Clonostachys solani, 1146 nucleotides long. The record is from the annotation of a GenBank genome assembly. Lineage: Eukaryota; Fungi; Ascomycota; Sordariomycetes; Hypocreales; Bionectriaceae.